AUGCGGUGUCAGGAUCCCCGCCAGUGUGGUCAGAAGCUGAUCCGCAGGCAGCCCCUGGAGCCCAGGGAGGAGCCUGAGAUUCUUUUAUCCCGUCAUCUGAACAUCUUCCACCUGGUGGUCUUGGGUGUGGGCAGCACCCUGGGGGUUGGAGUGUACAUCGUGGUUGGAGAGGUGGCCCUGUUCGUCGCUGGACCAGCGAUCAUCAUCUCCUUGGUGGCCGCCCUGUCUUCUGUGUUGUCUGGGCUCUGCUAUGCUGAGUUUGGGACACGGAUAAAGUGGACCAGUUCUGCAUAUCAUUAUAGCUACAUCAGCGUGGGAGAACUGUGGGCCUUCAUCGCUGGCUGGAACCUCAUACUGUCCUAUGUCUUUGCCACUGCAAGUGUGUCCAAGGCCUGGAGCUACACCUUUGAUGGCCUGAUCGGGAAACACAUCUCUCAGGCAUUACAGAGAGCCUUCUCUCAGUAUAUGCCUGACUACCUGGCCCGGUACCCAGACUUUAUUGCCCUGGCCGUGGUGCUGCUGCUUACAGGGGCACUUACUCUGGGAGCUCGUGAGUCACUUCUGGUUACCAGAGUGUUCACAGGCAUCAACGUCUUGGUUCUCAUCUUCAUCAUCCUCUCUGGCUUCUUUAAGGGAGACCUGCACAACUGGAAGCUCACAGAACAGGACUACACAUCCAUCACACCUGGAUCGGGUGGCAUUUCUAGCUUGGGUCCUCUGGGUUUUGGAGGAUUUGUGCCAUUUGGUCUUGAUGGAAUUCUCCGUGGAGCAGUGAUAUGUUUCUAUGCACUUGUUGGUUUCGAUGCCAUUGUCACUAAAGAGGGAGAAGCACUAAACCCUCGUCGUUCCAUCCCCUGGAGCAUCUUGAUCACGAUCUUCAUCUGCUUUCUGGCGUACUCUGGUGUCUCAGCAGCACUCACCCUCAUGGUGCCCUACUACCAGAUUCACCCUGAGAGCCCCUUGCCACAGGCUUUUCUCUACAUUGGGUGGGACGUUGCCAGAUAUGUCAUGGCUGUUACCACCCUCUGUGCUCUUACAUCCAGGCUCCAGAGCAUAUUCUUCCCCAUACCCCAGAUGAUCACGGAUAUGGCACGUGAUGGGCUCCUUUUCCGGGGACUUGCCCGUGUCUUUGCUCACACAAGAACCCCCAUCAUGGCCAUCAUGUCUUCUGGAAAUCUUGCAGGGCUCUUGGCAUUGCUCUUCAAGUUCAGUGACCUUGUGGACCUCAUGUCAAUUGGGAAUCUGCUAGUUUACUCCCUGGUGUCUUUCUCUGUGCUUGUCCUCAGGUACCAACCAGAACAGACUUUAAGCAAGAAGGAGGAAAUUGAUAUUUCAAAACAUGAAGCAAGUCCUUCAGAACCAGUACCUGAAGCAAGAACCUCAAGGAUUCUGAAGACUCUGUGGUUCCCUCCCAGCACCAUCCCCACUCUGAAAUCUGGCCAGAUUGUCUAUGGAUGUACCUCCCUGCUUGUUCUCCUGCUGACCAUCCUGAGUGUGAUCCUGGCCCAGUGGCCCAGCCAGGUGUUCUCUGGAGACCCCGGGCUCACAACAGUGGCUGUGCUGCUGCUGCUGCUCAUCACUGGGGUCACGGUCAUCAUCUGGAGGCAGCUCCAGGACCCAUUUCCUGAGUACUUCAAGGUCCCUGCUCUGCCUGUCCUCCCACUGGUGAGCAUCUUUGUGAAUGUUUACUUGAUGAAGCUGAUGACCCCGAGGACUUGGACCCAAUUUGGAAUCUGGAAUGCAAUUGGAUUUCUCAUAUACUUUGGCUAUGGGAUCCGACACAGCCUGGCAGGGAGCAAUCAUCAAUAGCCACCAGCCUCCACCUCCCAGACUUGA
Cervus elaphus (red deer) is the source of this 1836-nucleotide messenger RNA. RefSeq names its product cationic amino acid transporter 3-like. Gene Ontology annotation, molecular function: amino acid transmembrane transporter activity. The record is from RefSeq and is a predicted model, not a curated record. Gene Ontology annotation, cellular component: plasma membrane. NCBI's taxonomy places the organism in Eukaryota, Metazoa, Chordata, Mammalia, Artiodactyla, Cervidae. Gene Ontology annotation, biological process: transmembrane transport; amino acid transport.